Messenger RNA from Paralichthys olivaceus (Japanese flounder), 2592 nucleotides. It is a transcript of the gene trmt2b, whose product is annotated as tRNA methyltransferase 2 homolog B. Gene Ontology annotation, biological process: RNA processing. NCBI's taxonomy places the organism in Eukaryota, Metazoa, Chordata, Actinopteri, Pleuronectiformes, Paralichthyidae. Gene Ontology annotation, molecular function: tRNA (uracil(54)-C5)-methyltransferase activity, S-adenosyl methionine-dependent; RNA binding. The record is from RefSeq and is a predicted model, not a curated record.
AAGGCCAAUUCUUCGACUUUUAAAAUGGUGUUGGCAGCUUCACGCAGAAGGUCAGUCCUUUUUCUCAAAUGCAACAUUUUGUGUUCACUCAGGACUCCAUGUUUGUUGUUUUCAACUGAUGACAGUAUUUUAGCUGAGCAGAGGAAACCACGGUCAAAGACUCGGCAGAGAAGAAGUCAGAAGAAACCUCCCUGGACCGAUGACCUGUCAUGGGAGGAGAGGCUGGCGGAUGUGGUCACCCCUCUGUGGAGGCUCAGCUACGAUGAGCAACUUGAGCUCAAGCAAAACCACCAGCUGAAGAUACUGUCUCAGCUCUCCGGGCAUCAAUCACAGUCCUUGUCACCUGCGAGAGGUGAACUCAGCUUCCCCGUCCUGCCUAUCCUGCCCUCCCCAGUGAGGGACAGCUACCGCAACAAGUCCACAUUUUCUGUCAACAGAGGAGUGGAUGGAAACCCAAAGACGGUGGGAUUCUACGUGGGCACAGGCAGGCAGGGGAACAUCGUCUGCGUCAAUGGAGACCACCUGCUCAACAUGCCGGAGAAGCACAAUCUAGUGGCCAGAUGCUAUCAGGACUUCCUCCGCCUAUCCUCCUUAGAGCCCUGCCUGCUGUUCCACACCGGGGGUCACUGGAGAGAGGUCACAGUGAGGACCAACACGGAGGGCCGCACCAUGGCUAUAGUCUACUUCCAUCCGCAGAGUCUCACGCCAGAGGAGGUGGCGGUUCACAAGGCUGACCUGGUGGAUUAUUUCACACAGGGUCCUGGAUCAGUGUGUCAGCUGGAUUCACUGUUCUUCCAGGAGAGUAGCAUGACUCGCUGCACUCAUGAGGAAUCCCCCUACCAGCUCCUGCAUGGUCAGCCACACAUAUAUGACGAGGUGCUGGGCUUCAAGUUCCGCAUCUCUGCUGAUGCCUUUUUCCAAGUGAACCAGGCGGCUGCUGAGGUGCUCUAUGACACAGUGAGAGACCUGUGUGUCCCGAACACAGAGAAAGGCAGAGAAAGAACGAAAGUUGGUGGUAAUCUAUUAGAUGUGUGUUGUGGGACAGGUGCUAUUGGUAUUACCAUAUCCCCGAGAAUGGACAAAAUUAUUGGAAUAGAGCUCAUAGAACAGGCAGUGGAAGAUGCAAGGCACAACGCAGCUUUCAAUAACGUACUGAACUGUCAGUUUUUUUCUGGUAAGGCAGAGGUUGUGCUGCCUGGACUCAUGUCUCAGCUGAGCUCCACAGGUGGAGGCCUCACAGCUGUGGUAAACCCUGCUCGGGCUGGCCUGCACCCCAGAGUGGUCCGAGCAUUACGAAACCAGCCCUCUAUACGCCGCCUGGUCUAUGUUUCCUGUAAACCAGAUGGAGAGGCUAUGAGGAACUUCCGGGAGCUUUGCUGUAAACCCGACCCGCAGAAGAAACUCACAGGAGACGCAUUCUCUCCUAUUCUGGCUGUCCCUGUGGACAUGUUCCCACACACUCUUCACUGUGAACUGGUGCUACUUUUUGAGCGGUAGCAAAUCUUUCACACCCAAAGGUUCGACGGGCUUAUCUUCCACCCACAAUGCUGGUGGCUUUAAAUGGAAAACAGGGGGUUGUAUAACGUGCAAGACUGUAAAUGUACAUGUACCAGAUGAUAAUAGAAGUGUUGGUAACCAUGACAACACACAGAGGUGUUUUUUACUUGAUUAGACCUCCUUUCAGGGCUCUGUGGUACCACUGAUUAGUACCUCUGCUAAGAAGGUUAUGUUUUCAUCCUUACCAUUUAUUUGAUUGUCAGCAAGACUUGGUGCAAGGACAGGACAUGGGCGUAGAAAGAAACAAUUUAAUCGUGGGCUGAUCCAAGAAUAAUUUUUCACUUUCUUUAGCAUUUUGGGAUAUAUGUGAGAUACAUUUUCAUAAAUUUCCCAGAGAAUAAUUAAUGGAUCUUGAAAAAAUGCGACAGGCUAGCUUGAAGUUCUCCCAUGACCAUUUUUUGUUUAUCUGUUGGGUACUUUUUAAAAUUAAUAAUUUACCCAACACAAUCUCUUGCAUGGUCUUUAUCUGAGGCUAUCACAAUAGAUUUUAUUACAUUAUAUUUGAUGGUCAUAUAUUGUGCAAAAUCUAUUUUGUACUUUAUCGUACUCUGCCCUGCAGUAGCUGUGUUUGUGCAAUAGGUGGUGUCAUUACUGCCUCUUUGCCUCCUUCCCUCAAGGAAACUGGCUGAAAACAGCUGUUGCACAAGCCCCUUGUUGGUUGUUCAGUCAUUCCAGUUCACUAAAGUUCAUAAUACAUUGUGUACAGUAUAAACGUAAGUGGUCACCAUCGUUUAAGUGUGGUCAUACAUUGCGACAGGGCUCGAAGAUCGGAUGUUCUUUUACCUCCUGCGUGAAGUAAUGGGAUGAUUAUGCUCAAAUCAUCCAGGCAGUGCCAGGGUAAACACUAAGUCAGGGAAAUGAACUUUAGUAGCCCCACAACAGUUACCAGGGUGCAUAAAUGUCAUCAGUCUCAUGCUUUAUUCCGAUUAACUUCUGUUCUGGAAAACUUUAUCACAAGUGGACAAUUGAAAAUAUAAAAAUUUUUAACAAAACAUUUAUGUGGAGUUAUGUCCUUAAGAAAAUAAAAUCAAAACU